AUUUUAAUAGUAUCUACGAAUCUGUUUGUUAAAUUUAAUAUUCACAAUGUCCACAUACUAUUUUGUUAUAGUUGGGCACAAUGACAAUCCCAUAUUCGAAAAAGAGUUUAGCACAAUUAACAAAGAGCAGCGCAAGGAGGAUCACAGGCAUCUUAACCAGUUUAUAGCUCAUGCUGCAUUAGAUUUGGUAGAUGAGCACAAAUGGAAAACAGCCAAUAUGCAAUUGAAAAGCAUAGAUCGUUUUAAUCAAUGGUUUGUGUCCGCUUUUAUUACAGCGUCGCAGAUACGCUUCAUCAUUGUGCACGACAAUAAAAACGAUGAGGGCAUCAAAAACUUCUUUAAUGAAAUGUACGAUACGUAUAUAAAGCAUUCGAUGAACGCCUUCUAUAAAAUCAACACGCCCAUUAAAUCUCUGAUGUUUGAUAAGAAAUCGGAUAUCUUUGGUCGCAAGUAUUUGUUAUCGUAAUAUAAUAAU
Molecule: messenger RNA, 475 nt
Organism: Drosophila navojoa
Lineage: Eukaryota; Metazoa; Arthropoda; Insecta; Diptera; Drosophilidae
Gene: Trs20
Product: trafficking protein particle complex subunit 2
Biological process (GO): endoplasmic reticulum to Golgi vesicle-mediated transport
Source: RefSeq, a predicted model, not a curated record